This is a messenger RNA of Miscanthus lutarioriparius, 1941 nucleotides long. The record is from the annotation of a GenBank genome assembly. Lineage: Eukaryota; Viridiplantae; Streptophyta; Magnoliopsida; Poales; Poaceae.
AUGGGGAAGGGGAAGAAGUCGAAGGAGAAGGAGAUGGAGAAGAAACCGGUGGACAUUCUCGCGGCGUCCGACGAGGACUCCGACGGCGGGGAGGAGGACCUCUCCAAGAUCCAGAUCAACGAGGAGUACGCGCGCCGCUUCGAGCACAACAAGCGGCGGGAGGCGCUGCAACGCCUCGAGGAGCGCAGGAAGCAGGGCCUGGUCCCCGCCUCUGACGACGACGAGUCGGAGUCCGAGUCGGAGUCGUCUGAGGAGGAGGACGAGGAGGCCGCCAUUGCCUCGCGCCUCGUCGACCGCCGCGUGUUCGAGGUGAUCCGCCGCAUCCGCAGCGGCGACCCCCGCAUCCUCGACAAGGACGCCAAGGUCUACUCGGAGUCGGAGGAGGAAAAGGAGGGCGGCGAAGAAGCUGAGGACGCCGAGAAGGAAGAAGAGUCCAAGCAGGGGAAGAGAAAGGCCAAGAAGGAGAAGCCUCUGUACCUCAAGGACGUCAAUGCCCGCCACCUACUCGAGGAGGGCCCCGAGUUCGCAGCGCAGUCCAGCCGGAGCAGCAGCAAGUUCGAGAGGAUCGCCUAUGACGAGCAGCAGAAGAAGGGAUUGGAGGCUUUCCUUGAGGCACAGAAAGAAGUAUUAGGCGAUGGCGAGGACGACGAUGAUUUGUUCCAGGUGAAGCCCAAGGCUAGAGCAGGGGCUGAUGACGAAGCGGAGGAGGAUGAGGAGGAGAAGCAGACCAAGGAGCUUGCUGGUGAGGUCUUUGGGAAGGAUGAGGAGCUGGAUGAGAACGACAAGUUCUUGAAGGAAUUUUUCCUUAAGAGGCCGUACCUUGAGGCAGAGAAGAGGAAGUCCUAUCUGGAUGAUAUCCAGGAAUUGUCAGAUGAUGAAGAGGAGCUUGAGAUUCAGGAAGAAUAUGAACAUGGUUAUAGUUACCGGCAUGAGGAGGCCAUGGCAUCAGGGGCAGUGGUGGCAGACCGGGUAAUGGGACAUUCAAGAGUUGUUGAGGGGUCGGUGAGGAAGAAGGAGAGCAGCAGGAAGCAGCAGCGCAAGAGCAAAGAGGAGAGGAUGGCCCGUAUUAAGCAAGAGCAGGCAGAGGAGCUGAAGCAUCUCAAGAAUUUGAAGAAGAAAGAGAUUGCAGAGAAGCUUGAGAGGAUCCGAAUGAUUGCUGGGAUUGAAGGUGAUGCUGCUUGUAAGCUUGGUGCUGAUGACUUGGAGGAGGAUUUUGAUCCAGAGGACUAUGACAAGAAAAUGCAGGAGAUGUUUGAUGACAGUUACUAUGAGGCUGAUGAUGUUGAUCCUGAGUUUGGAAGUGGUGAGGAGAUGGAUUUGGAGAAGCCGAAUUUUGACAAAGAAGACGAAUUGCUUGGGCUUCCUAAGGGCUGGGCUAGUGACCAGUCAAAGGAAGAGUCUACUGCCACUGAUGCGAAAGGUGCAAAAGGGAAGAUCUCCCUCAAAGACAAGGUGGAGCUUGAGAAAGAGAUGGAAGAGUACUACAAGUUAGACUAUGAGGACACUAUUGGAGAUAUCAAGACUCGGUUCAAGUAUAAACAGGUUAAGCCCAACAGUUUUGGUCUGAGUGCCUAUGAUAUAUUGACAGUAGAUGACAAGGAUUUGAACCAGUAUGUUUCCAUUAAGAAGCUAGCUCCUUACAGAGAGGAUGAAUGGAAGGUUACACAUCAUAAGAGGCAGAGCAAAGAUUUGAUCCUUGGAGUCCAGAAGAAGGAAGGGAAGAAGGACAAAUCUGGCAAGAAAUCUAGGUCUGAGGAAGGUGGCCCUAGUUCUUCAAAAACAGAGAAAGACAGGCUGACAAAUGGGCAAGAGUCAACAGAUGACAAGAAAAAGACUACCAGGAGUGAAAGAAGGAAGCGUCGUAAGGCUGACCUAAAGAUAUCCGAUGAUCGAUUAGCGGCAUUUGGAAAGACAAAUUCGAAGCGUCACAAGAUCCAUUGA